This is a messenger RNA of Octopus sinensis (East Asian common octopus), 2263 nucleotides long. RefSeq names its product CENPB DNA-binding domain-containing protein 1-like. Bases 1155 to 2021 code for a protein of 288 amino acids. The transcript is spliced from 2 exons. NCBI's taxonomy places the organism in Eukaryota, Metazoa, Mollusca, Cephalopoda, Octopoda, Octopodidae. The record is from RefSeq and is a predicted model, not a curated record. Gene Ontology annotation, cellular component: nucleus. Gene Ontology annotation, molecular function: DNA binding.
GGGUUUUGAGCUUUUGUUUAUAUAUCUAUUUACUUGCUUAACUGCUUUUUUUUUUCUGUUUCGCCUCUACUCAUUCUUUUUCCGUUAUUCUUUCUCUCCACGUAGACAAAUAUCUUUGCAUAUAGAUACACCAUCUCCCUCCAAGUACAAUGACUUAGCCAUGUUAAUAUAACGAAAAUAUUAUUGAAAUUGAAAACUGUAAAUACACCGAACUGCGAACUUUUUGUUAAAGGGUGGAGGUUUAUUGUUACGAACACCCCCAUGUUACUUAGUACAGUAGCGCAGGAACACGCACAUGAAUACACAAAUUUGCUUGCAUAUACUGUACUACUUUGACUCAAACUUCAUUCGCUAUUAGUUUGUUUGGCAACCGCAGAAUUUAUUUUUCCUUGACACUGUGCUGUGGCCAAUUAUUUACCUAUCUUAAAGUAUUUUUGGUAUAAUUAAGGUUUCACUCUGCGUUGUUUUUAAGGGACUGGAUUAUGCGUUUAAAGGGAGAUUUGACGGUGAUUUUUAUCGAAUUGUCCGAACUGAGGCUUCUAACAACACAAAACAGAGGUCGUUAUACUUCAACUUACAUUUCGAGUUGCAUUUAUUUCGGCUUUUUAAUUUUUUUUAUAAAGAAAUUAAUGGAAAAAUAAUAAAAAAUAAAACUCAACGUCACUCGAUUUAUUCUAGUUUAUGUUGGUUUUUGCGAAUAUAUUUAAAAGCAUAAAAUCUUUAAGAAAAAAAACACACCUAAAAAUCAGAACCGAAGUAGAAAAUUAAACAAAAUAUGCGGAAAUACGUACAAAUCAUUUAUUAAAACAGAUAAAAGCUUAUAAAUUUCUUUAAAAAUGUUCAGUUUAUGGCUUUACGGGACCAAUAGUUAGAGAAUUUCACCGCGAGGGAACGGUGUAGUACGUAGCAGGAAAUUCAAAUGUUAUGUUUAUGUUUGUUGUGUAUUGAUGUUUGUCCUUGAUGUUUAUGAAGAUGAUCACAUCAGCAGCAGUACUCUUUGUGGGUCCUGAGGUGGUAUAUUAGGUUUAUACUGACAUUAAAAUCCACAGUUAUAAUAGAGAACACAUAAUUACAGAAUCAGGACCCGGUGGAACUCGUUUUCCGUGCAGCCGUCUAAUGUGUAAAAACUUGUGCUUUUUUUUGUUACAUAUAUUAUGCCCCGCAAGAAAGCUCCUGCUAAAUCUAGUCCUGGUGGUCCUAAGCGCCAUGCUAUUUCUUUGGAGUAUAAAUUGGCAAUGAUUAAACGUUAUGAAAAAGGUGAAAAAAUGGUAGCGAUAGCGCGUGCUUAUGGCUUAAGUCGAACGACCGUAUCUACAAUUAUUCACGACAAGGAAAGGAUUUUAACUCAUAUCCAAGAGACUGCUCCGGGGAUGAAGAGUACCGUAAUCACCAAGAAAAGAGGUAAAAUCAUCCAAGAAAUGGAACACCUGCUUUCCUUUUGGCUUGAACGGCAGACUCGUCAGCGUAAUCCCAUAAACCAGAUGAUAAUUCAAGAGAAAGCGCUUUCAUUGUUCAACGACCUUAAGAAGAAGUAUCCCGACAACGUGACAGAGGAUUUUAAGGCCAGUUCAGGAUGGUUUAUGCGAUUCAAGCAGCGACACAAUCUUUAUAACGUUAAGGUCCCAGGCGAAAGUACAUCGGCAGUAACCGAUGCUGACAAGCAACCGCUCACAAAUGAAGAGCUGAUGAAACUUCAUGAACAGCAACAACAAGAGGAGGCACAGCAACCGGAACCAGAACUUAGGCACUUUACCAUCAACAAAAUGCAGCAAGCUUUUGUAUACAUGGAAAAAUCACUAACCCUUUUCGAGGAGAUGGAUCCUAAUGCUGAGCGCUUUGCUAAAAUCAUGGGAGCUGUUCACGACGCGUAUGUUCCUUAUAGGGUUAUCCUGGAAGACAUGAAGAGUAAAACCAUUCAAGGUACUCUAGAGAAGUUAUUACUGUACGUUGAAAGUCGAAGGUCCGAAUUGGAAAAGUCUGAUGAUAAACCGAUUCCUUCAACUUCAAUGUCAACUCCAUAAUCCACGCCUCUCCAACCUCCACUUCUGUCUAAAUCAAGCUCAUCAACACCGUCAAUCAGAUAGGAUUUCCUGAAGCUGAUUUUCUAUGGUGGCUGGAUGCACUCCCUGUCGCCAACCUUCAUCUGUUUGCAAGUAAGGUAAUACUUUGUAUUCCAGGGAGACUGCAAACAAACAGUACCUCUUGUAUCAUGGUGUUGUUUGUUUACAACUAGUGCAUACUGUCAAGGGGACAGAAACAAACA